Messenger RNA from Phalaenopsis equestris, 1553 nucleotides. Its product is annotated as dehydration-responsive element-binding protein 2A-like. The transcript has 3 exons. Gene Ontology annotation, biological process: positive regulation of DNA-templated transcription; response to stress. Bases 181 to 1155 code for a protein of 324 amino acids. Gene Ontology annotation, cellular component: nucleus. Gene Ontology annotation, molecular function: transcription cis-regulatory region binding; DNA-binding transcription factor activity. Lineage: Eukaryota; Viridiplantae; Streptophyta; Magnoliopsida; Asparagales; Orchidaceae. The record is from RefSeq and is a predicted model, not a curated record.
UCUACGCGUGGUAGUACCUAUAAAUACCACCCUCGAGCUCGAUUCCCAAAAGUUUACUUCCAGCCGAAGCAACCCAGACCCGGUGGUCCGGAGUUUUCUUUAAGCCGAAGUUACAGCAAAACCCUAGGGGAUUUAAGGUCGAGAAGAAGAAGCAGCAGCGAAGGUUUCCAAAAAAAUCCGAUGGCGGAGCAGGAGAGGAAACGAAGAACGAGAAGGAGGAGGGUAGGACCGGAUUCACUGGCAGAAACUCUUAAAAAAUGGAGAGAGCUCAAUAAACAAGUUGAUUCAUGUAAUGGUGAGCGAAUCCGCAAGGCUCCUGCCAAGGGAUCGAAAAAAGGGUGCAUGAGAGGUAAAGGAGGGCCAGAUAACUCUAAAUGCAGCUAUCGUGGUGUUAGACAACGCACUUGGGGCAAAUGGGUUGCUGAGAUUAGAGAGCCAAAUCGAGGAAAUAGACUAUGGCUUGGUACUUUUCCGACAGCUCUUAAUGCAGCUAUUGUUUAUGAUCAGGCAGCAAGAGCAAUGUAUGGUCCCAGUGCUUGUCUCAAUCUUCCUGGAGAUCAAUUUACUUCUCUUAAUGAACCCCGAACCACAAAUUCUGAAUCUUAUGGCUCCAUCACAACAACAACUCAUUGUUCAAAUGUUUCAGAGGACUUAACUGAGAGCAGCACUGUAAAGAAGAUGCAAAAUGGGGUUAGUCUUAACGUAGAUGAAAAGAAAGAAUUGGCUUUGGAUAGUCCUCACGCUGAAACAUCUUUCCUUAGAACUGCUCUGAAAGAGGAAACUGAAGAAGAAGAAGAAGCAAAUGUGCAGUCGAUUGAUUGGCAAGAUAUCUCCUUGGAAAAUUUUGAUGUAGAUGAGAUGCUGAGGAUGAUGGAUACUGAUCUAAAUAACACAGAGGUUUCUAGACAACGAGAAAAGGAUGCUAGUCAGCAUUGUAGUAGCAGAUGGCAUAUGGAAAGUCCUUCAGCACUGUCGUUCCAAUUGCAGAAUCCUGAUGCGAAGAUGCUGGGAUCAUUGACUCAUAUGGAUAUGGGAAUUAAUGACACUGAUUUCUGCCAUGAAUUCAUUAGACCAAUGAGGCAAGGGUUUGAUUACGUGCCCGUUGGAGAUCCUGAAUUAUUCAGCCUUGGUUUCAACGAUGGAGAACCUAUCUGAAUAUUCAGCAUGGUUGAUGUGCGGUAGACCUGGUUAUCAAGGCAAAAUGGUUCUGUUGUAUAUAAGACUUGCGUGCUAGGUGGGGAGAUGACAUGUCCUAAAGCUAAUGACCAAUCUCAUUGACAUGGAAAGAUCAUGAAGAUCCAUAAAGUUGGUUUGGAUCAUUCUUCCCUCGCUAGUCGGAGAUGACUCCAACUUUAAGAAGACAACAUCAUAAUACACAAGAUAGUAUUCACAAUAUCAAAGUGUGUCAGGUAAUUGUCUGAUGAAGCUAUUUGUUAGGUUGUCAUAAAUUUGUAAAUAUAUAUUUAAUUAGUUUGAAGUUUUGAUCAUAAGAUCGUUAUCUAUCGAUAUCUUAUCAUUAUGAGUCGAGCCCUGUUAUUGGAUGAAAUAUAAAA